GCAGGAUCGAGAGAUAAAAUUUGUCAACAAAAAGUUUAUUUUGUUUUUCCUAAAAGCAAUAAUCAUUCUUAUACUAAUUAAUCGUUUUCCCUUUGUAAAAAUUUUAUAAGUAAAUUAUUAGUUGACCUGUUCAGUAUGUCCCACAACCAUUCACACGACCAUGGCCGGGGAUGUUCUCACGAGGCACUCGGCAUCGAGGACGAACUGGAGAUGGGCAUCCAGUACAGUUUGUACGAGAAGAUUGACUUGCUCAAUGUGGAAUGUUUGAACGAAGAAACGGAUGGGUCCGGGAAGACGGUGUUCAAACCCUACGAUCAGAGGCUGGAUUUCGAUAAGCACGUGACGAGCGACGCCGACGAGGAGCUGCUGUUCAAUAUACCCUUUACCGGAAACGUCAAGCUGAAGGGCAUCAUCAUAGUUGGGGCCAACGACGAUGGCCACCCGAAGAAGAUGAGAUUGUUCAAGAAUCGACCAAAGAUGACGUUCGAUGAUGUCGGGGCUCCGGCUGAUCAGGAAUUUGAAUUGGAACGGGAUCCGAAUGGCUCCAUAGAGUACGCAACGAAGGUCGUUACCUUCUCGUCGGUGCACCACCUUUCGAUUCACCUGCCGACCAACUACGGAGAUUCCAACACCACCGUAUACUACAUCGGAUUGAAGGGAGAGUUCACGGAGGCGCACUACCACGGGGUGACCAUCUGUACCUACGAAUCUCGGCCGAACGUUUCCGAUCACAAGAAUGACGUGUUCGAUUCGGUCAACCAUCAGGUUCAGUAGGUUGUAGAUGAUCCAAGCCAAGCCAGUUAUCUACCCCUAAGAUUAUUUAAAAUUGAUGCGCUGUGAAAUUCAUGUUGUUUUCCUUUCCAUUCUAGUUUGGUUUGCUAUUUAAAGUCGAAUAAAUCGAAUUUUGUAAUGAACUUCAA
Uranotaenia lowii is the source of this 920-nucleotide messenger RNA. RefSeq names its product PITH domain-containing protein CG6153. The coding region runs from base 136 to 774 and encodes 212 amino acids. Gene Ontology annotation, cellular component: nucleus. Lineage: Eukaryota; Metazoa; Arthropoda; Insecta; Diptera; Culicidae. The transcript has 3 exons. The record is from RefSeq and is a predicted model, not a curated record.